Hydractinia symbiolongicarpus is the source of this 3421-nucleotide messenger RNA. RefSeq lists its product as uncharacterized. Bases 356 to 2005 code for a protein of 549 amino acids. The record is from RefSeq and is a predicted model, not a curated record. The transcript is spliced from 9 exons. Lineage: Eukaryota; Metazoa; Cnidaria; Hydrozoa; Anthoathecata; Hydractiniidae.
AUAAGCUUACAAAAAUGGCUUAACUGCAAUCUUACUCCAUAGUUUAUACUAACCCUGUUAAUUAGGGAAAACUCUUUAACGGGACAUUGCCAAUGAUUGAAAAUGAAGCUAGGAACACCUGCCAUAAAAUAAGGAUGGUUUAUCGCUUUAUGAUAUGUUGUUAUCUUAUUCUUGUAUGAUCUUUUGAUUUUUUUUCCCAGAAUUAGAUGUUCAUAGUAUUUUUAAUUCAAAAUGUUUUUAAAAAUAUAAAUUUUUCAUUCCCAUUUUUUACUUUUGAAAACAAGUAAUUUAAAAAACUUUCUACUAUUUAUUCACAACCUUGUGUUAAUAUGUAAAUAUUUUCCUACAAAAUUGAAUGGCAUAUCCUUCUGCCAUAAUAGCAGGUUUGACUAUAAUUUAUAAAUAUAUUGUCGUUUUAAUAUACUUAAAUUGUGCGUCCCUUUCAACACAUCUUGCACAAAAUUCAACUAAUUUAAACAAUCAGUUUUGGACCCAACUUUGGAUAUUUUCUACUCCUAAUCUUUACUUUGUCAUCGAAGGAAAAAACAAACUCAGAGAAUCAGAAAAGAUAUGUCAACUAAAUUGGUCAGUUUCCAAGAAGUGUUGCUCCGUCUUAGUAACUACUGCAUUGCCAAUAGUUCUAGCAAUAUUCAUUGUGUCAAUGAUCUUAUGUGUUGCAAUGUUAUUGAUUGCUUUUUCAAAUAUGAGGAGUGAUAUGGAGGUUUUAAAAGUAAAAUUAAAUAAUGUUAAAGAUUCUGAAGCUACAUUUUUAAAUAGAAAGGAAAAACUACGGAGUAGUUUUCAAACUAAGCUGGAAAAAAUAAAACAACAUGAAGACAUAUUUCAAAAACUCCAAGAUAAAAUUAAUGACAUGUCUCAAAAGAUUGGGUUAUUAGUGGAUGAUGUGAAUAAACUGAAGAAAAACCCUGUUUUGACCAUUUCCUCAAAAAUCGACAGUCUUGUUCAUGAUCUUGACAGAAUCAAAACUGGUAUGGCAGAUACAGGAGCUGAUAUUGAGGAGUUGAAAGCAAAUGAAAAGAAAGAUAAGGAUGACUUGCUUCAGUUAAAACAGGAUGUUUAUAAGAUACAAAAAGAUGUUUAUAAUUUGACGGUUGAUUUAUCUAGGAUUGAGAACAAGCCACGACCAAGCCUCACAUCAACUCCGAAAACGUUAGUAGUAACAAUGAUGCCAGAUAAAGAGAUGCCAGUUAAGAGAGCAGAAUUAACUAAAAUACUGGCAGAUUUGAAAGCAAAGCAGUUAGAAGUACUGGCCACUAAUAAUCUACAAUGCUUGCAGAAAGUGGAUGAGUUGAGGAAUGGCAGUAGAAUUGCAGCCACAACACAUAAAAAUGACAUCACUGAACUUAGAACAGAACUAAAAUGGUUGAAAGAUAAUUACAAGACAUUGUUGAAGGAGCAUCUCAAGGUGAACGACAGUAACGUUACAGUAAGGGGUGAUCAGAAGAAUACAGAAACAGAAAAUCUAAAUGCAACAGUUUUGCCGCCUAGCACAUCAAUCUCAAUUAACAAAACACGUAAUGUUGUGACUUCUCUUCAAAGCACCCCUGCACCGAUUAUUGAAACAACUAAUACAAAACCAGUGACUAAUGUCAACGUUACCCAUAACACACCAGUCAUUGUCACCACCGGGAUUCCUCUUGCGAAAAGUAUUGAAGCCUUAUCUAAACAUAAAAGAAGCGAGAACACAGAUAUUCCGAUAACUAAUACUAUUGAUGAGGGGUUGCGUGGUUUUGAUCAUUUGGAGAGUCUUCCUGAUGGAGGUGACACGGUUGAUCGGGGAACAAUACCAAAAGAUGAAGAGGGAAAGAAAAAGUACCUUCAUUCGUUAAGUAAUAUUGAGUUACAGAAACUUUUGCUAAAUUUAAAACGCAACGAACAAAAUGGUCUCGUUGGGCCAAGUACUGACGAAGAUGGUGAUGUCAACGAUGACAGGUUUAAAAGAAAUGAGGACGAGCGGGAUGGAAGGUCACCUUUUGACAAUUAAGUGACGACUUUUUGAGUGCGAUUAAUAUUUUUAAAACGGAGAUUAAAAUUUAUGCCAGUUUUAUUUUAGCAAAGCGUUAUAGUGAUAAUUAGUAGAACAUCUUUUCAACAUUUCAUAAGCCCUGUCCAUAUUAUCAUGCAGCCUGUUUGCCUGUUAACAAAAAUCGAUUGGCGACGGGCGAACAGCUAAUUUUUAUAUAAUAUUGAUUGAUCAUUUUCGUUUUACAUGUCCAUACAAUCGUCGCCACAAUGCAUUGCGGUAUGUAUAUAGGAAACCAUUUGGGUGUGUCACUAUAUUUUUAAUUUAAGUCCUGUUUAAAACUAAUAUUGAUAUCAAUUCUAUCUAAAUUGUAGCACGCAUUCUGGGAAAGGCUUGAUGAUCAGUAUUCUGAAAUUUUAACCUCAAAAUCUCCUUAAUUCUCCUAAAAUAGUACCAUUAAAAAUCUUUGUCUUUACUGUUGACUAUUCUUCUGUAGCACGGGCUGGAAUUUUUUUUUUUUUUUUUUUUGCAAAAAACAUUUGCGAUAUUAUUCAUACUUUUAGUUCCAUUGUUCACUAUUGUGAGAGAGUUUUAAUAUUUGAAAGAAAUGUAGAAGCAGAAGAAAUAUAACAUUUGUAUAUAAAAUAUAAAAUAUUUUUAUAUAAAUAUUUUUUUUGGUUUGUUUGUUUGUUUGUUUUUAGUAUUUUGUUUGUUUAUUUAUUUGGUAAUUUUUUUUGUUUAUUUUUGUUUGUAUUGUUUCCGUAGUAAUAUUUCAAUAUAUUGUUUCUUAUAUUUUAUUGACGGUUUUUUUUGUUUUGUUUUGUUUGUUCGUUUACUUAUUUGUUUUUGUAUGCAUUCUUAUAUAACAUUAUAUUGACGGUGUUUUUGUUCCUUAUUUAUACGAGAGCACAUAGAUUUGUGUUACAAGCAACACAGCAAGAGAAGAACCGUUUAAUGACGCUUUUAUCACGUGAUAUGUUUGCAGUGUUUAACGAAGCAUUCUGCAUGUAAGUCAAACGCUUGAAAAAAAUUAGGGGAAUCCCUGGCCGUUUGUAAAAAAACCACUACUCAUUAUUCUAGUUAAACAAAAAGCAGUAUUGAAAAAGAUAUUUUCACAGAGAAUGUUUUUUUUAAAUUGACCUUGUCUACUUAAAACUUUGCAAUUGAAUUGUGAGGUUAAAAACAGUGAACGGGAAAAAAUGCCUCUACAAAGUUGUUCGAUUGGAAUUGCUGGUUUCAGCUUACUCGUUAGUUUCGUUUUACCAUUGUUGAGAUGGAAAGAUGCUGACUUUUAAUUUAAUAUUAUAUUCCUUAAUGUAUUUUAUUUUUCUUUAUUAUAAUCUGUUUAUUUUGAAUGUUUACACAUCGUGUCAGUUUUAAUAUGACAACUUAUUUGUGUUUCUAGUUUAUCCUUUCUCUAAACGUUCUUGAUACCUA